Messenger RNA from Polychytrium aggregatum, 4383 nucleotides. RefSeq lists its product as uncharacterized. Lineage: Eukaryota; Fungi; Chytridiomycota; Chytridiomycetes; Polychytriales. The transcript has 28 exons. Bases 122 to 4279 code for a protein of 1385 amino acids. The record is from RefSeq and is a predicted model, not a curated record.
GUCGCUUCGUCUGUCGCUUCGUCUGUUGGAUCAACUGGGAUGUCCAUUUCGCAGGCCCUUCCUCCGCGCGCGUUUCGGCCCUGGCCAAUUGGUCGUUCCGCCUCGUCUCCGAGAUCCGUGAAUGUUGCGGCCCUCCUCUCUGUCGUCCUUCAUCUCCCCCAUCAAUCCUCCGGCCGAUUUGCAUGCUGGCAUGCCACCAAACCCCCCUGUCUUUUCGGUGGAUGGGCGGGCCAGCCCUACAAAAAUCCUGGAUGAGGAGGCUCUCCAGAUCCUCCGGCUCCGUCUCGACCAACUCGAUUACAGAGAGCAUCUUUCCGCCGAGUGUGUCCCCCUCGUUCGACGGCUCCUUGCUGAUCUGGUCCAAACCACAGAAUCCAGCCGUAACCUAAGAACGCAGCUCGAGCUAGCCGAGCGAGAAAAGGCCCAGCUCCAGGAUCAGACAACUCCACUACGCAAUGAAAUCGCCCGUCUCACCGAUGAAAACAACCAUUUGCACAUGGAUCUCAUCCGGCUCGCCGAUGAGCGGGACGCUCGGGAUCGGAAAGUUCAGCAGGCUGCAAGACGGGGCGAGGCCGAAAGGGCUGAUCUCCGGUUCAUGGUCUCUCAGUAUCUCAACAAAGCUACUCUUGAGCAGAAGAAGGCAGAGGAACAGCGGAUACGAGUCGACGAGCUCUUCAGUCGAAUGGGCAUGUUCAGCCAACCGGCCGCCCCAGGAAAGCCUUCCAAGGCAAAAUCUGAUAAGAUAUUCCAGCGGCUCCAGCGGAUCGAUGUUGAAACAGGACUCGAACCCCUCGAAGCUUCCCCUUCGCCCUUCCCUCCCCCCAACCCAGCUGUUGCAGACAUGCUCCGUCUGAACGAGGGACGGAUGGAAAUGCUAGAGCAGUCUGAAAAGGAUCUCAAGGCCAAAAAUGCCGAUCUGGAGAACGAGAUUGAGCUGAUCCGUGAGCAGCUUUCAAAACGUGAGCAAGAAAUCCAACGUCUUGGGACUGAGCUCGAAGUUUGCCGAGCCCAGCAAUUCGGGACUGUGCCGGAAGGAACUCUGCCUUUGUCAUCCAUCAAGGACCCAGGUACAUCCGAGACUGCCCUCAUCAACGACCUUCCGGUCGCGCGGCAACGCAUAGAGCAGCUCGAGAUGCAGAUUGAAUAUCUCCAGGAACACAUCGAUGAGCUGGAAAAGGAACUGGCCGGCCAAGAAGGAGAAAAAAUGAAUAUUUUUGCGGCGUUUGACGAGGAAAAGAGGCUCCUCAACCAAGAUCUCCAGAAGGAGAAAAGUAGGAGCGAAGGACUUGUGCGCAAUCUCAACCGCUUGGAAUCUAUGGUCCAAGAUCUGAGCAAAAGCCGUCCCGAUGGUCGGUCGCCUUCCCCAAAGCAUGAUACUGCUGACGGCCCGAUCCGCAAGAGUCCCCCUGCGCUUUCCCAGCCGAUCCGGGCACAGAAUAUGGAGGAGCAGCUUCAUAAAUCCAACGAGUCUCUCCAAAAAACUGCGUCGGAUCUUUUGACGUUGAGAACAGAUUUCGAAUACGUCAACAAGGAAAACACAUCUCUUCGCGGAUCGCUGGCAGAGGCCCACGCUCAUAUCUCCCAGCUGACGAAAGAGCUGUCAGAGCUCAAAGAUCGAAUCAUAAAAGACCCCGCCGUUGGCAUUCCAGAUGUGAAUGCUGUACCCACGACCAGUCCCGAAGCACGAGCAUUGGUUUCUAAAGUCCAAGACCUUGAAAGAAAGGCGUGGAUUAUGGAGAACGACAAAAGGGUUUUGGAAAACCAGAUCAAGUCCAUGCAAAGUGAGCAACUAGACUGGGAGGGCCACCGCACCCGCGCCACCGCCCUUCAAAAGGAGCUCACCGUUGUUCAAAAGCAAAUGAAUAAUGCGCUGCGAAAUCUCGAACAGUCAGAAGCUGCCAAACAAGAGAUAAUGGGACGAUUCAACGCUGCUUCCGAAGAUGCAAAUGCGUUGCGGCAAGAGCGCAACAAUCUUGUAAAGGCUCUUCAGUCUUUCGAACAGCAGCUAGCAGAGAUACAGGCGUGCAUCGUCUCGGUGGCCGAAGAGCGUGACAAUAUGGUGUUGCUCUACGAGCAGGUUAAUCAAGAGCUCCAGCUUCUCCGAGUCCAAACUGGACGGAGUCCUGCGGAGCCGCCAAAAUCCCGGAUACCGUUUCCUCCUCGGGCCCCAGUCGCGGUCGAAAGCUGUCGCGAGCAUGCUCAACAAGAACGUAUCCGAGACCUCGAGGACGAGAUCAGCAGACUCCGAUCUGACAUUGAGGCCAUUCUUGUCAAGCAACGUGAGCAUAGUAUUGCCACACAAGAUGCAAUUGCCGAUCUCGAGGAGGAAGCCCACCGACUCAAGGCUGAACUCGAAGCCCAACUCAAGAUCAGUGCGGGACUCGAAAAUGAAAUCGCCGACUGGAAGAACCAGGUGGUGAGACUCAAGAACGACUCAGACAACCACAUCCUCACUAUCGAAACCUACCAAAGGAAGCUUGCUAAUGCCGAAGGCGAGCGGGAUCGCACGUCUGGCCAACUGCGCGAACUGCGCUCACGCCUUUCGGAGACAGAGAUCAAGCGUGACCGGGCUUAUUCGAACUACGAGCGGCUCUGUAGCGAUGUCGACGAGCUGGAACAGCGGGCGAAAGACCAGCGCGCUCUGUUCGACCGAAUUGAAGGCGAACGCGAGCUCUUCCGCGCUGAAAAGAUCAAAUAUGGCGAGCGUAUCGCCGAGCUGGAGAACGAGAUCACAAAGCUCAAGGCUGUGGCUGCACUUGCAGAACAAGAUGCGCAUCAGCUCCGAGACGCUUUGGAUUCACUCAACAAGCAAGCAAGCACGCAAGAGCAAGAUCUUGGCAGCGUGCAUCGGCAACUGGACGAAAUGGUUCUUGAGCGAGAUCACUAUGCGUCACAUAUGGAGCUGGAGGCCCAGAAGCUCGGGGCCGAUCUUGCAGCACUCAUGAAGGAAAAUCAAAUAUUGAGCUCGGAGCUCUCCAAGACUGCCACGACUCGCGAUGAUUUUGAAAUGGAGCUGAGAGAGUGCGAGAGACAGAUCCAACAUCUGGACAACCUUAUCCGAGACCGAGACCAAGAGAAGGACCAGUUGAUGAAAGCCUAUCGUGAACUAAUCUCAACGCAUGAGAAGCUCGAGAUCCAUGCAAAGGUUGGCACCGAAGAAACUGGAGAGCUGAGAAUGGAGAUGGUGUUCCGUGACAAGAAGAUCCAGCAGCUACAGCAGGCAUUGGACCAAACGGCUGCCGAGAUCGGACAGUACAAAGCAGAUCUGAAUGCCUUCGAGAAGCAGUGUGCAAACCUCACAAGAGCUUUGGCUACAGCCGAACGAACGAUCCGCCACGUCGAGUCCGACAAGGCUCGCCUGAUGAGAGAGAUCGGUGCUGCCAAAGACCUCUCUCUGAACAUCGAACGGGCCAAAGAAGAAUCGCAGCGACAAGUGACCACGCUCUCGAUGGAGAUGGAGCAACUCGCCAACACCCUGCGCGCGCUUGAGGUUGAAAAGGAAGGGCUGUUGAAUCAAGCCAGAUCCGACAAGCUGAAGGUCGAGCGACUUGAGCGGCUCCUCGCGCUCGAGAGAACCAAGAAAAUCAACAGCGACAAGUCUGCGCAGGAGCUCCAGAGUGCUCGAGAAAACUUGGACGAGCAGCUUCAAAAAGUGAACCAAGAACAGGCCGAGCGCAUCCUGACCUUGACCAAGGACUUGAUUGCGGCCAAGGCGCAGGCCAGCGAAGGCGCGUCGCGGAUUUUGAGCCUCGAAAAGGACUGGCAGUCGAAGGAAGAAGAAUGCUCCAAAUUGACAAAACGCGUGCAGCGACUUCUGGAGGAAAUGUCCAAUAAGGAUCGGAUCAUUGACGGCCUACUUAAUCCAGGAACUUCGGAUACAAGCACAAGCCUCGGUAUGGACCAGAGGCUAAAAGGGGAGAUUGAGAAUGCACAGCGCCAACUCCGCGAAUACGAGCACAAAAUCGCGUUGCAUCGGACACGGGAGACGAAUAGCGCCACAGAGGGCGGAACGACGUCAAAAGCCCAGGACUCUUCUGCCCUUCCGAUCUCGAGUUUGAGCCUCGACAGGGACCGCUCUCCAUCUCCGCCGUGGUUCUCACGAGUCGAUCGCAGCAUUGCGGGCGACGGUCAUCCAAAGAGGGCCUCAAGUCAGUAUGGUCUCGAGCUUCGUGCUCAGUCAAACCCUGGACUAAACGACCGGCCUUCGAGCACCAAAGGCGACUACAAGAUCAGCCCGCUGUUGGAUACAAUCGUCCAGGUCAGCGAGCAGCUCAAGUAGCGACGAGACAGCGCGAUGUCGUCCUGAUGACCUACUGGAUGUCAGUGGAUGGCAAUCGCACCAUAAGCAUAGGAUCCACAGCCAAUACAGUGAGCAUCCACUGC